Messenger RNA from Oncorhynchus nerka (sockeye salmon), 7048 nucleotides. RefSeq names its product myosin phosphatase Rho-interacting protein-like. Gene Ontology annotation, molecular function: actin filament binding. NCBI's taxonomy places the organism in Eukaryota, Metazoa, Chordata, Actinopteri, Salmoniformes, Salmonidae. The record is from RefSeq and is a predicted model, not a curated record. The coding region runs from base 123 to 5645 and encodes 1840 amino acids. Gene Ontology annotation, cellular component: actin cytoskeleton. The transcript is spliced from 22 exons.
CCGGUCGGGGAGAGCUCAAAGCGCACAGGAUUUGACAGAUGUUCGAAUCGGAUAAACUGCACCGCAACGAGAGAAUUGGGGAGCAUUUCAGAUUUACAUAGUGGUAGCCCAUAUACGACAAAAUGUCAGGACAAAAGAGUGCGAAUCCGUGUAAUAAAUUCCAAGCGAACAUUUUUUAUAAAAGUAAAUGUCAGAACUGCUUCAAGUCUCGGGAGCUGCAUCUUCCAACUGAUCAUGGUAAGGACCAGGCCAAACCCAUCUAUGGAGGCUGGCUCUGCUUGGCUGCUGAGGGGACAGACUUUGACAAUCCAAUUCAGAGGUCAAGGAAAUGGCAGCGACGAUUCUUCAUCCUGUAUGAACAUGGCAGCAUGAGCUUUGCACUGGAUGAGUUGACAAGCACUCUGCCACAAGGAACAGUGAACAUGAAUCUGUGUACAGCGGUGAUUGACGCAGAGCCUAAGACAGGCCAGAGGAACGCUUUGUGCAUCAUCACACCUGAACAGGAGUUCUUUAUUCGGGGGGAGAACAAGGAGAUCAUCAAUGGCUGGAGUGAACAACUAGUCGUUUACCCACAGACCUAUAAGCAGAAUCAGAAGAAGAAACGUAAAGUAGAACCCACUACUUCCCAGGAGCCCAGCCCAGCAAAGAUGGCUGCCACUGAGCCCAGUUUCUCAGUCAUGAAAAGUGGUGACCCUCGCCUGUGGCAGGGAGAGCGGCCCAGUGGGGGUCCAGAUGUGGCCCCUGUCUGGACUGUGACAGAUACUGAUCCCCUGGGCCUGGACGAGACCCCUGCAGCCUCCAGUGACUCCCUGACCUUUGACGGUAGUCUGCGGCUCUCCAACGGCUCCUGUAUCAGUAGCUCUGUGAGUUCCCUGGACUCUGUGGCCAGCAAGGGGACUGACACCAGCAGCGACAGCCAGCCCACAGAGCCUACGCCAUACAGAGACCACCCACCGGCCAACAAGAACAACAUGGCAGAGAGAAGCUGUUACAAUGAGCCAGGGAAGGCUGGGAGGAGUGCUGUGGGAGAGGACCUGGGUCAGGCUGGAUCCAGGAAGGGGAGGAGUGAAGAUCGCAGCAACCAGAGAGAGAAACUGCAGUCGUGUGGAGAUCUACGCCCAGGUCAACUCACCGUCCCUCCUCCUCAGAGAAGAGCUAAGUCACUGGACCGCAGGACCUCGGAGUCUGUCAUGACUCCUGAUUUGCUGAACUUCAAGAAAGGGUGGAUGAUGAACCUGGAUAAGGAGGAUCAGUGGAGGAAAUACUGGUUUGUGCUGUCAGCUGACAGUCUGAGGUACUACAAGGAUUCCUUCGCAGAGGAGAACUCAGAUUUGGAGGGGGAGAUUGAUUUGACCAAGUGUCAUAAUGUCUCAGAGCACCAGGUCCAGAGGAACUACGGCUUUCAGAUCCAUACCCAGAAGUGUGUCUUCACUCUGUCAGCCAUGACUGCAGGGAUACGGAGAAACUGGAUCCAGGCCCUCAUGAAGAAUGUCCAUCCAUCUAACGCUCCUGAUGUAGCCAGCAGCUUGCCAGUCCAUCACGUCCCUUGCAGCCCAUCAGAGUCACUGCCCCUUCCUAAGCCAGACGUGACCCAGGACUCCUCCCCCUCCUCUGAGGUCCCUACAGAGAGAGUCCAGGGGCCCAAACAGAGCCGCAUCCGUGAGAGGAGACGCGAAGGGCGCUCCAAGACCUUUGACUGGGCUGAGUUCAGCCCUAUGGCCCUGCUAGCCUCUGAGCAGGAGGUGCAGCAGGAGACAAAGGAGCCUCUUCGGAUGGAGGUAGGGGACCUGGAGAGGAAGAGGAGGCGAGAGGAGAGGAGGAGGAGGUAUGACAGCAUGCUAGGCUUCCUUGUGGGCUGGGAGAUGGACUGUGACAGAGGAGGUAUCAGUCCCAGGUCACCCAGGACUCACCAGAGGGUACAGAGGGAGAUUGAACAGUGCUGGCAGCAGGUGGAAAGGACUGCCUUUAGACAGGAGAAGACUGUUCCAUUGUACACUGAGUCCCAGGGCAAGGAUAAAGAGGAUAUGGGGAUUCUGCUGGAGACCUACCACAGGAGGGUAGAGGAGUUGAAGGGCCAGUUGGCAGAGUCAGACCAUCGCAGGCUUGAGCUGGAGGCUCAUUUGAGCACUGCAUUAGGACGCCAGCAUCAUGCCUCCCUGCCGCUUGAGGCCCCAAUGUGCCCAGAAGCUGAUCUUCCCUCUUUGAAAAGCCUGACUGACAUGUACAAGGAGACCAGAGAGCUCCUCCAGCAACAGGAGCUGAAGAAACAGAACAUACAGGAGCAGCUCCAGGAGCAGCUUGGCCUGGCCCUGUCAUCGGCCCCUCUGGAGAAACACAGCUCCCCUGGAACUUACCCAUCACCACCACCCAGUAUCUGGCUACAUGACACCGAGGGAAACCUCCAGGGGCUGGAGGAUCUGUUCCCUGACUGCCCUAUAUCAGUAAACACACCUGUCAUGUCAUCAACCUCAGACACAGAACUCUCAUCCUACUCUGUGCCUCAGAAUGGAAGUGAGAACAGAGGGCCUAACUUGGGCAGUGAAACUAGCUCUCAGACACAGUUUGAAAAUGGAAGCCAUCAACAGACAUCGAUUCCAGAAUCGCACACAAAAAGUUGUGCAUGGAGCCCAGAUUCACUGAGCAUGGGGGAAACUCAGGAAAGAGCCAACAGCGUGAGAAUAGACAACCUACUAUGCUGUGAGACACCCAGACCCACGGAGGAGUACGUAGACCCAGACCAGGCCAUCGUGAUGAGGAGACUAUCCCAGGAGGUAGAGCUGCUCAGCAGCCAGAACGAGGCCCUCAACCAGCGCAACCAGGAGAUGCUCAACCAGCUGACAGAGGCAGACAGAGAGAUAGAGAGACUGAGAGCAGAGCUUAUCACUCAGUACAGUGGGCCUCAGUUCCUCCCUGAGGCAGAGCAGCACAGCCAGACCAAAGUGGAAGGCCUGGAGAAGGAGCUGCGCAGGAGAGAUGAGCAGCUCCAGGAGGCCCAGUCCCUACUAGCCUCAAUGGACCAGCAUCUGAAGAAGACAGAGGUACAGCUGCAGCUCAGGGAGGACACUUUCAAAGACCUGGGCUUCCCAGCAGAAGAGGAUGAUGAUGAUGAUGAUGAUGAAGAGGAGGAAGCUGGGGAAGAGAAUAUCAACACACACCACCUUGGAGAGAAGGAGCGGGAACACCUUCAACAGUGUCUGCAGGCCAUGGAGGCCAAGCAAUUAGAACUAGAGAGACAGCUCCAGCACACAGAACAGACCUGCAGGGAGCUGCAGGCCCACAACACACAACUCAGAGAGGCUGAGCGGUUGUACAGCCAGAGAGCCAUGGAGGCAGAGGGUGACAUCGUAAGGUUUAAUGAGGAAGUAGAGAAGGAAAGGACGGUGGAGAAAGAAAGUGGAUUAAGGUGUAGCAGUGAAGGCAAAUGGCAGGAGGAGGUAAUAUUGGAUUCAGGUGAAGAAAGGGUUCAGCAAGUGAUGGAAGGGAUAAGGUUGAUGUCCAGAACCUUAGGGAGAGUAGUGCAGGUGAUUGACAGGUCAGAUAUGGAUGUGGUAAAGAUGCCAUUAGAUAGAAAGUGUGUGGAGGUGAACAAGACAGUGGUCAGGCAGCUUCAGUUAGAGGAGGAGUUUUGGGGAAGGCUGUUGAACAGUUUGAAAGUCAACCCAUCCCAGUCCAAUGAGGAUAAACUCACAGAUGUGAUUCUAAGUCAGAUUUUAGAACACAUGGUAGUGGAAAAGCAAACGCUCCUCCUAGCUCAUACUCUUUUUUCUCAUAAUAAGACAGAAUUAAACAUAAACACCGGAGGCCUGGACAGGAUGAAUGGAUGCAGCUCUUUGAGAGACCUGGACAUCAUUGGAAACAUAGCAGGUGAAACAGGUUCAGAAAUGAAAGAGGAAGGUGAUGAUGAGAGGAUAUGGAAUGUGUACAACCAGCAUAAUGACACCGAUGACUUCAUAAGCCGACAUUUCACAGAGAUCACACAGGAGAGAAUUUUCCUGCUCAACCAAAUCACCUCCUCAGUCGGAGCCUCGGCCAAUGACGAGCUCCAGUCCCUGGCACAAAGACUUUGUAAUUUCCACAAUGUAAAUGAGCCCCGGUUAGCUUCCAUACACUGCACCGCCAUGGAAGCCUUCUCAUCCUAUCGUCUCAGUAGGCUUAACACUCUACACCAGAGCCAAUUUCAAGAGAUUCAACAGGGACUGCUCAUUGCUUCUUCUCCUUUGAUGUGCAGCAGAUGUGCUGGGCUGCUGAGUGAAAACCAGCAGCUUGGGGCCAGACAGUCAGACCUGGAGAGACAGGGGAGUUCCUCACUGGGAUUAGGGUUGACCCCCCUGAGGCAGGGAGAACACAUAGACUCACAGCAAACAGCCACACAGCUACUAGACACUGCAAGUGAGCAGAAGACAGAGACGCCUGCAAUGAAUGCUGCAGGUAAAAUGGAGGUGGAAAGCCCAAACCAGGGAGUGACUGCAGUAGAGGAAGUGUGCUGGGUUAGAAGGUGUGCAGAGGUGGUGGAGGGUGACUUCCUGACCAACAGCAUUGAGAGUUCAAAGAUAAAGGUAGAGAGUAGGGUAGAUGAGGUAGAGAAAGGAAUCCAGGAAGUUGACACUGAUAAGGAUGUAGAGGAGAGGAGCACUACUGAACCCCAUGAAGAAGCAAACACUGUGGGGGAGGAGGAGCUGGAGAUUGUGUUAUCAUCAAUGAGAGGUCGUGUGAAGGAUCUGGAGGAGCAGCUGUCUGUCAUGGCCAACAUGAAAGCAGAGCAUGAUGGGAGAAUGGCAUCUCUCCAGCUGAACCAUAAGGAGGACAUAGAAAAGCUAAAGGCCACAUAUGAGCAUGGCUUUGUCACCAUGGAGGAGUCCCAGCAGAGGAUCGUGGGGGAACUGCAACACAGACACCAGCAGGACCUGCAGCGCCUGCAGUUAGACACAGACAGACUGCUGGAGGAGGAGACGGCUGCUACUAUCACAGCAAUUGAAGCAAUGAAGAACGCUCACCGUGCCGAACUCAAGAGAGAGAUACAGAGGGCAUGCCAUGAAAACAGCAAUGCAGGAGAUGUGAAUCUUGGAGAAAUAUGCAGGCAACACAGUGAGGAGCUGCUCUCCUGUCACAGGGAGCUGGAGGUGUUGUCCCAGCAGUACUCUCUGAAGUGUCUGGAGAGCUCCCACCUGGGCCAGGCCCUGGAGGCAGAGAGACAGGCUCUGUGUCAGUGUCAGCAGGAGAACCAGGACCUCAGAACUCGCAACCAGGAGCUGAGUGGCCAUCUUGCUGCAGAGAUCACCAGACUUUGCUCUCUGGCCAAGCAGGACGCCUUCCCUCUUAGUCAGGAGAGAAAUGUGUAUGAGCUGGAGAUCUCCCUGCGUGUGAAGGAGUCAGAGGUGCAGUGCCUCAAGCAGAAGAUCACCUCGCUCAAGGAUGAACUCCAGACAGCCCACAGGGAUAAGAGGUAUGCAACAGAGACGUACAAGGACAUCUACACAGAGCUAAGCAUCAUGAGGGCCAAGGCAGAGAGAGACCUGGGACAUCUCAGGGAGAACCUGAUGUUGGCCCACAAAGCACUAGGAGAGCUCUCACCUGCAGUGGACACAGAUAAUAAUGGUAUACAUGACAUUAAGCUGGUGGCCCGGACUUCAGGGAUUCAGAGAUGAACCACUGAUGUGAAAACGACAAGGUGUUGAGUGCUGCCACUCUGAGGCCAAAACCUACAUGACAGCCAAGUCUCGCUGGAUGUUUCCCCAACCACCUCUGGUUUUGGCAGCAUCACUAGUCUGUAUCGUACGGAUGUCAUUCAUUGCGUAAUACAGACAAUUUGUGAAUAACCUCAUUCUGUUAUGUGUCUUAAUAAUAUUGGAUGUAUCUGAAUCCUCUGACUGUUAUCUGUGCAGUUUGCUGUAGCAUGUCAGUUAGUCCUUUAGAUUUUGAAUAACCCUUGACGUUCUGUCCAUUUCUUACACAAAUGAAAGAAAGGGGCUCUAAUUAGAAGUAAUCUUGUACAGUGGUGCAGCAUAACCCUAUAGAGAUCUACUUUGGGUACACAUGUAUAAUACAUAUCUGAAACAUCUGUUUUGCCUUUACAGUGUCUCUUAGGGGUGUGGUUGUCCGUUAUUCUUCCUCAUACAUGCACUUUGACCUCUCAAUACUGGAGCCAACUAGUUGGUUUUAAUCUUUAUACUGGAGGCAACUAAUGGUUUUAAUCCUUAUACUGGAGGAAACUAAUGGUUUUAAUCCUUAUACUGAAGGCAACUAUUGGUUUUCAUCCUUCUUUCAUCCAUCAUAUACUCCCUAGUUCUGUUAGACUGAAUAAUAGAACGGACUGUCCUGGUAAUGUAGCCAACAUUUUGGGCAUGGCUGCACCUUGUGAAUGAUAUUCUACAAAUUCAGUGAAUGGUGUAAUGUUCUUGUAUUUUCUGCAUGUCUGCGAAAUGUAGGAAUGUCAGCGAAAAAAAUAGUAUGCCAUGCCAGUAUUAGAAAAGAUGUUGGUGAUUCUUUAUGUGGCCUGACAGUAAUCACGUUUGAAACACAAGCUUUACCAUUAUGAUUUAAUAGUCAUGAUGCUGGAUCUGAUUUCUGAUAUUUGUUUCUUUCUCCGUAGAGUGUCAAGGAAGAUAACUGCAGCUGAACAAAGAGACACAACGCACAACAUGGAUUGUUCAUCGGUCUAUCCAUGUUUACACCAUUUAGCACUUAGAGAUCCAAAGUUAUAUUGUCAAACAUUUUAUGUCCUAUCUACCGUUGCUGUACUACAGAAUUUUAAAAGCGCAUUAUUUGAGGAUUCUGUAUUUUUACAUCAUUGUAUCUAAACGCACACUACUAUUUAGCCUGUCUGCGUCUGUAGAUAGGUUAGACAUUUUGUAGACGUUUUCCUGACGACUAACAUUUAUCUCAAGAAGUUUGUAAAAUGUGUACAAUUAUUACACUGCUUUGUCCAAUCCAGUUAUUGAACGGGGAUAUUUCUAAAGACAACUCAGAUUAAGUUUGAUUUUCUUACCUGUGAAAUACAUGAACAAGUAUGAAUGUACCGUCUGAGUCUAUAAUGUAAAAGUAUUAUUUG